AUGGCUGGGCUGGUGUCCCGCGUGCGGCCGGCGUGCCGGAGGUGUCUGUCGAGCGCGCAGCCAACAUACAGGAUACAAGCUCGGUACAGCAGCAGCAGCAGCAGCAGCAGCAACAAAGACAACGACAAUGGCGGCAGGAAGAUGAUGGAGCUGAGUGAAUCGCAAAAGGCGUACCUGAGCAGCGCCCUCCGAGUCAACCACGCCGGCGAGCUGGCCGCAACCCUCAUCUACGCGGCCCAGAGCCCCCCCGUCCUGCGUUCGCACCCUCACCUCCGCCCGCUGAUGAAACACAUGUACGACCAGGAAGCCGGCCAUUUCUCAGUCUUCACCGAGAUGCUGGCAUCCCACCGCGUGCGCCCAACGGCCAUGUACCCCGUCUGGCAGGCCGCAGCCACGUUUCUCGGGUGGUCAACAGGCGUGAUGGGCCGGGAGGCGGCCAUGGCAUGCACGGAAGCCGUAGAGACAGAGAUCGGGACGCACUACAACGACCAGAUACGGGUUCUGGCAGGCUGGAUGGAGGACGCCGAGGCCCGCGGGGAGGUGGUUCCGGACGAGCUGAAGCAGCUGGUGCAGACGUUGAAGCGGAUCAGGGACGAGGAGCUGGAGCACCUGGAUCAUGCGGUCGAGAACGAUGCAAAGGAAGCCAGACCAUACGAACCGCUUAUAGGGGUCAUCAGGCUGGGUUGUCGAGCUGCCAUUCAGAUCUCGCAGCGAGUAUAA
This is a messenger RNA of Trichophyton benhamiae CBS 112371, 720 nucleotides long. RefSeq lists its product as uncharacterized. NCBI's taxonomy places the organism in Eukaryota, Fungi, Ascomycota, Eurotiomycetes, Onygenales, Arthrodermataceae. The record is from RefSeq and is a predicted model, not a curated record. The coding region runs from base 1 to 720 and encodes 239 amino acids. Gene Ontology annotation, molecular function: 3-demethoxyubiquinol 3-hydroxylase activity. Gene Ontology annotation, biological process: ubiquinone biosynthetic process. The transcript has a single exon. Gene Ontology annotation, cellular component: mitochondrial inner membrane.